ACAGAAUUUCUAAUAAAUUUUCGAGGUUAGGAUUUUUUCAAUUAAAUAGAAAUGCUUCCGUUAUCUUUAUUGCGUACAGCACAAAACCAUCCAAUGCUUGUUGAGCUUAAAAAUGGUGAAACUUACAAUGGACACUUAGUAAGUUGUGAUAAUUGGAUGAAUAUCAACUUACGAGAAGUUAUUUGCACUUCACGGGAUGGGGAUAAGUUUUGGAGAAUGCCUGAAUGCUACAUUCGUGGGAGUACAAUCAAAUAUUUGAGAAUCCCUGAUGAGGUUAUUGAUAUGGUGAAGGAAGAAACCGCAGUUAAAAAUCGUGGGCGGGAUAAUAAAGGAGGGCGAGGUGGGCAAAAUCAAAGAACAAGACCAGCCGCGAGGGGCAAUUUCGGUGGCGGUAACCGUGGUGGAAAAGGAAAUGUAGGAAAAUUUCCAAAUAAAAAAAUGAAACAAUAAUUAGUUAUAAUUUAUAAUUAUUAUUAUAAUUUAU
This is a messenger RNA of Onthophagus taurus, 484 nucleotides long. Its product is annotated as U6 snRNA-associated Sm-like protein LSm4. The record is from RefSeq and is a predicted model, not a curated record. Gene Ontology annotation, biological process: nuclear-transcribed mRNA catabolic process; mRNA splicing, via spliceosome. NCBI's taxonomy places the organism in Eukaryota, Metazoa, Arthropoda, Insecta, Coleoptera, Scarabaeidae. Gene Ontology annotation, molecular function: RNA binding.